AUGGUUACACGGAUUCAGUGGAUGUUCAUUAACAUAAUUUUAAUCAUACUGCUAUUUUUGUACGUCAAUAUACGUUUAAUGACAUUGGACCAAACAAAUGGACAAAAACAUUUGCAGAAUCUUUUUUCUCUAUCAACAUCCUCACAUAUCAUAAUCUAUAAUCGGGUGCCCAAAACUGGCUCAACAACUUUGGUGAAUGCUGUGAUGUAUGAUUUAUGUAAAGUAAAUAACUUUUCUGUACUACAUCUAAACAUUACUCGAAACCGCUACAUAAUGAAUCUAGCUGAUCAACGUCGAUUUGUGGAAAAUGUUACAACUUGGGGACAACGAUUACCAGCUAUUUAUCAUGGCCAUGCUGCAUUCAUCGACUUUACGUUGUUUGGUAAGCCAAAUCCGAUAUACAUUAAUUUAAUACGGGAACCAUUUGAACGUUUGCUAUCUCAUUAUUAUUUUUUGCGAUAUGGCGACGAUUAUAGAGUUGGACUAAAACGAAGCAGAGCAGGAAAUAAUGAGACUUUUGAUGAAUGUGUUGAACGUAAGGGAAAAGAUUGUGAUAUGAAGCAAAUGUGGGUUCAAAUUCCUUACUUUUGUGGUACAUCAUUUUUUUGCAGUGAACCGGGGAAUGAGGAUGCUUUAGAAAUGGCAAAAAAAAAUCUUAUACAGCAUUACUUGCUUGUCGGUGUCAGCGAAAAAAUGAGAGAAUUUAUUGCUGCUUUGGAAGCUGUUCUACCGAAUUUCUUUGCUGGAGCUGUUAAACACUUUGAUUCUCUUGACGCAAAAAGAUCUCAUCUUCGUUAUACAAAGAAGAAAAUACCGCCGACAAGGAAGACGAUUGUUGCAGUAAAGUCACAAAAAAUUUACAAAAUGGAAUAUGAAUUUUACCGAUUUGCUGUUGAUGUUUUUGAGAACAAUUUGAAACGGAUGAUGGACAGUAAGGGUGAAGAAUUUUUGCCAACACAAUUUCAUUAUGAAAAAAUUAAGCCUAUUGCUGUUGGAAAUUGA
Enterobius vermicularis (human pinworm) is the source of this 1002-nucleotide messenger RNA. NCBI's taxonomy places the organism in Eukaryota, Metazoa, Nematoda, Chromadorea, Rhabditida, Oxyuridae. The record is from the annotation of a GenBank genome assembly.